CAGAGUGUCACAUACCCACACCCCACACCAUAUCCAUCAGGAACACCCACGCACACGCAGCAGACACAGCAUCAUCAGACGUCAACAUUCACAACAGCCUCACACAGACCAUCGAGGCACGGCAAGCGGGCACGGCUGGGUGUCGAAGCCAAUAGCCAACCAAGCCACUGACAAACAACAGCGCCUGCUGCACGCCUGCUGCAACGAUGCUCUCGCCUCAUCUUCAUCCCGGCACACUUGAUGCCUCGGCUCCCUACAGCCCACGUAUGACGAACAAGGAGCCUUUUCGACCUACACCCAGGGUCCCGCUGGCUCAUAGGCCAAAGAGCGAUGAGGGUAUGAAACCCCUUCUCAGCCCUGCUUACCUGGAUCAGUACCCGCAGGCGAGCACCAGCCAUGCAGGCGUCUCUCACCCGCGACUGGUCAUUGCCAAAGCGGACGUGGUGUCCAGUGCACCGACGAGCCCAGUGGCAGAUAAAGCCUCCUACUUCUCCCCCGUAGCCUCGGUUCCUCUUGACUCCCCUGCAAAGGCGCUGAGGCUCUGUCGCUCCACAGUAAACCUUCGGCCCUCAUCCCCGACGAAGCUCGCCGCGCCGAUCACAACGCGUCCAGUGCAAAGUCACCCUUCACCUUCGCCCCGUACACCUACCUUUGCCAGACCAAUGACUCCAACUGCUCCUCCUGCGCCAGCCAUUCACGUCGCAAGUGCAGCCUCAUCGAGACCGGCCUCGCCAAUCAAGGUAAGGGCAAAGGUGACGGAUGGCAUCUCUCCAAGGAAGAAGCCAGUCAAGGGACCUCCGCCCAAACCAAACAUCGUCAGACGCGACCCUCAGCAAGGAUUGGGCAUCUCUAUGGACAAAGCGGUCCCUCGCUCCCUCCAUACCCACGACGCUGGAGCCGACUUGUCAGCCGAUGCAAGCUUUUCAUCUUCCUCUGGCCUGGAUAGCGACAACAGCCAAGACGCUGAUACUGUCACAGUGCACCUGCGUCUACGACCUCUACCUCCGGACGAGCCUUCAGCAUGGGUCGCUUCGCCACUGACCUCUUCCGUUGCUUUGCAACCUGCUCUGGCAUACGGACGAUCAUCCGGACUAGGCAACCACAACUUCGAUGCCGUCCACGUGGGCUCCUCGAACGAUAGUCUUUACAAAUCGCUCGCAAAACCACUUGUCUCGUCUGUCUUGUCGGGCUUCAAUGCACUCAUUUUCGCUUACGGGCAAACAGCGUCUGGCAAGACGUUCACUCUUUCUGGAGAUGACAAGUCCGGAGCUGAGGGCAUCACACAGAUGGCGGUCAAAGAUUUGUUCAGGGGCAUCCGAAGCUCUAAGCGGGAGAGAGAAUGGCUGGUGCGAUGUAGCUGGAUCGAGGUUUACAACGAGGCGGUCAAGGACCUGCUGGAGCCAAACAACAUUCCUCAGAUCCGCUCGUCGACAUCGAAAGGAACCUUUGUCGCGCCCUUGGCAGAGAUUAUUGUCACCUCGCCGGCAUCAAUCUUUGAUCUACUGGAGCAGGGUCAAAAGCAUAGGCACGUGAAUGCCACAGAUUGGAACGAGCGCUCAAGUCGCUCUCACACAGCUUUCAAGAUCGUAGUCGAGAGUUGGGCGAGGGACGAGUCAGCUUCUUCGACCUACGUUGACGAAGACGGCUCGCCAAGGCCAGCGUCUCCGACGAAGGGCAAAAAGGUCCGUGUCUCAGAGCUGGUGCUGGUCGACUUAGCGGGUUCAGAAAAGUACGUCACCAAAGGCGGGCAAGAGCGUCGUGCUGAAGGAGCCAAUAUCAACAAGAGUCUCCUUACCCUGGGCAAGGUCAUCUUCGCACUCUCCGAAAAACCUUCUUCGUCUUCCGGGAUGGCCCAGCAACAGCACAUACCCUAUCGAGACUCGAAGUUGACUCGCAUCCUGCAGAACUCUCUCAGUGGGAACUCCAAGAUUGCUGUUGUAGCCACGCUCAAUCAGACUACUGCCUCCAUCGAAGAGUCCCUCUCGACAAUCAUGUUUGCCAAGCGCAUCAAGAAGGUGCAGCUCUCUGCACAGCUCAACGAAGUAGACGCGCCCGAGUCGAGUGGGGAAGCACAGGCGCUUUUGGUCAAGUACAGAAGAGAGGCAGACGAUCUCAGGCGGUUGGUGAGGGAGUUGCAAGACCGCGAUCGCACUAGAGGCUCUGCAGAUAUCACCGUCAAUGACGCUGGAGGCGCUGCGACACAAGAGUACAUCGAGCAGGUAGAGGAGCGCUUGAAGGUACUGGGCAGCUGCGUCGUUCGCGGGGAAGGGCUCGAGGACUUCGACGAGCACGACGGCGAUGAGGCCGCAGAUGGCACUACGGCCGAGGAAACGACUGCCCGCUCUGGUCGACUGCGAGGAAGCCUGGCACCUAUGAACAGACCCGCCACGCCUUCCCAUCUCGACUUCACCAUCUCCACUGCUGCCCUUCGACAACAACUCCACGCCGCCACUCGUAGGAUCACCUCACUCGAAGCCAAGGGCACCUCUUCUUCCCCUCAGCAGAAGGACGAGUUGAUCGCCAAGCUGCAAUCUCAGCUCCUCGAAGCCGAAAUUGCACUCGAAGCAACCGCUCUUCAGCCCCUGCCCAAGGUGCGCGAAGAUGUCGAAGCCGAGUUCCUACCCCGGAUUGCUCAGCUCGAAAAGGAGUUGCGCGAGUCGAGGGAGCUCAAUGAGGAGUGUGUGAGGGAGUGUGAGCGGUUGCAAAAAGUGAACCAGAGGUUGGUGGCUUUGGCGCACAAGGAGACGAGUGAGCUGGUGGGGAGAUUGAAGGAAGAGGCACAGAGCCCUGUCAAGGAUCAGCUCAAGAGUAGAGGAACAGGCAAUGGUGUAGGUCUCACGCCUACUAUCAGGAGGCUCAAGGAAAGGGGAGGCGAAGCAGGCAGUGGUAGUCCAAGAGAGAGGCCCAAGUCCGUUCUGGGCGACAUGGGCAUGCGUAGCUCCAACACCACCGAGAAUCCUUCCUCACCCUCAAGUUUCGCCAACAGCUCACCUCUGAAACACAAGGCCUCCGCUCGCGCCCUUCUGAGCGGUACACCGCCCAAGACGUUCCUGACAUCUGCGUCUACUGCCCCUGGCUCGACAGCCAGGCGGGGCGCCAAAGUCGUCACAACCUCGUCAUCGUCGGGACGUAGUCGCAGGAGUGCCAGCCAUGACUUCAGCCUCAGCCUAGGCGCCACAUCCCUCUCUGCCGGCGCAGGAGCGGGCACCAGAAAGAAGAGUCACCUCUUCAAGAUGGCUGUGGGAGGACGUGGGGGGUUGGACAGUGAUGAAGAAAACGCGGACGAGUCUGCUUUGCUGGAUUUUUAGAAGGGCUUUACUAGUGGGCAAGGGUGGGCCAACAAUUCUUCUUCGUCUUUGAUUCGUUAGACUCUUUUAUUCUUAUACCAAGCUUGAGCCGAUACCAGACAUUCAAUCCUAGAAUCAAUUCACUCUAAAAGACA
Microstroma glucosiphilum is the source of this 3442-nucleotide messenger RNA. RefSeq names its product kinesin-domain-containing protein. Gene Ontology annotation, molecular function: microtubule motor activity; ATP binding; microtubule binding. The coding region runs from base 207 to 3308 and encodes 1033 amino acids. The record is from RefSeq and is a predicted model, not a curated record. The transcript has a single exon. Lineage: Eukaryota; Fungi; Basidiomycota; Exobasidiomycetes; Microstromatales; Microstromataceae. Gene Ontology annotation, biological process: microtubule-based movement.